AUGCAACGGAUCAUCGUUUCGAACGGCCGGCGUCGCCCAUUCGUUUCGCUAGAGCAAUUGGAAUUCCUCUACCUCAGGGCGCAUCUGACCCGAAGCCGCGACAUUCCCUCGGCGUACACCGGGUUAAGGUUGUUAGACCAUUUGCACCACAUUCGAGCCCCCGCAUCCGCCGUGCUCUACUAUCCGGAUGACCAGCCAUUUGGCGCCUGGCGACUCCUCCAGCCGCUGGUCUCGGACCCGUCUCAGGAUGUUGGCGCUGCCCUCGACAUUUCCUUCCUCCAUGCCCAAUACACGGAGGAGGAACCAUCACCCCCACAGGGGGAACACCGAACCUGGAAGCAGUGGCUGCAACAAAUGUGGCAGAUCCGCUUCGAAAUCCCCCUCACUGGCUACCACGCCCUGAGCCCCGAAUGUCGUCAGAUUGCUCGGCACCAACCAGAGAUGUUUCUGGGCUUCCUAGUGACCUACUGGAAGUCCGAGGCCGGGAAGAUCAGCGGGAAUGAGACGCUGAAGAAGGACUUACUGAAUCUUGAUGUACUGUGCGAGAACGGAUCGAUGUACCCGCUCGGCAAGACCUACAUUCACACCCCUCCGCUCGAAUACGUCGGACGAUUCAUCAAGGCAGGGGGAUUCUUUCUGUGGCUCAAACAUGGAACCUCCUUUGAUGCCUCCCAAACGGCUGUCUUAAAUGAGAUGGCAAAGGCAUUAGGGUUUGGAGACCCGCAAUCCGAGCUGGAGUUUCACCUCACAAUCCUGCGUCAUAUCGGGAAUGCAAACAGAGACUCUAUAAAGCUACAGGAUGUUGAUCGGCUGUACGAUCUGUACGACCAGCUCGGAAAUACCAAAUGCACACAUGGUUUGUUUUGCGACAUACUGGGAAUCCCAAACGUGCAUGUGACAGACUUCCUGAGGGAUCUGCAAAAGCUGCGGUAUGGCCAUUCCGCCGACGCGGACGAGAUCUACAAAGGCCUAUCACAGCUGGUUGGUACCGACCCUCGCAAUGUCUGUGCAUGGAUAAGCACGGUUACCAUCGAGACGCAGGAUGCCCCAGAGAGAUUAGGCGACCAACCGGUCAGGGACAUAACAUCUUUAUCUUUUGAUGAACCACCUGUGAGCUCAGCAGUUGCACAACAGCUCACCAGAUCGAUCACCGUAUCUCCUUUCAUUCUUCACGUCUCACCUCAUCAUGCGUUCACUUCUCGAUCGACUGUUGGCUCACUCCUUGGCUUGUCACACGACAGAGAAUCGACCACUAAGACGAUCUAUGUUAAAUAUCAUGAGCUGCUACAGCGCGUGUUUGUCUCUGCUAGGAGAGCUGCCCUCCCAAGUCGAGGUGCUUUCGACACGACAGCCGUCGCUCAAGCGCUCGAGUUACAACACCCGGACGCCAAUGGGGAAGUCGUUCGUAUUUGUACAUCGGACAAGAUUCAACGGGACAAGAGAAUCGCAGCUGUCGGUGAAUUAUUGGUGUUCGAAGUCCUAUCGCGCUUAAGUUCAAUACUUCCCGGCUUUUCCCGUGACAAUUGGCAGAGCAGCAAUAGGGGAUACGCCAUGUUACAUGAACGGUAUACCGACACACGGCGAGGGAAUGGUCAAGAGGCGGCAACCAUCACGUACACUGACAGCGAAGGGGUUCUGACCUCCAUUUUGAUUGACAACGGCUAUCUCCCUGCAGAUCAAUGGUCGGAUAAGCGGCCAAAAUAUUCCAUCGAUGUCAAGUCAGCCACAUCACCAUGCGAGAUGCCAUUCUACGUGAGAAAGCGCCUGCAUCAAAGGAUGCAGCAGAUGUCCGCGUCUGGCACGAGCGCUGGCAGUGCGGACUUUAUUUAUGUAGUCUUUCGUGUUUUCAAAGUGGGCCACGCCUCAAUGGGAAUGGAUGUUUAUGUAAAUCCUAUCCCCUGAAGGAGAGAGGAAAGUUGAGCGACGCGGCAGAGACCUGGUCCGUCGUUCCACGGCCUGGUCUUGGUGAUGGUGAGGAUAGUAUAUAGCUUAGGAUGUGGCGGAGGACUACUGCGUUAUGUUAUG
Molecule: messenger RNA, 2025 nt
Organism: Aspergillus ibericus CBS 121593
Lineage: Eukaryota; Fungi; Ascomycota; Eurotiomycetes; Eurotiales; Aspergillaceae
Exons: 5
Coding region: 1-1902 (633 amino acids)
Source: RefSeq, a predicted model, not a curated record